AUGCGUGACCGUCACGUCAAUAUGCACCUCAACCUGCGCCCCUUCGACUGCCCUGUCUGCGGAAAGAAGUUCAAGAUGAAACACCACCUAACGGAACACAUGAAAACGCACACAGGCGUAAAACCGUACGAGUGUGAAGUGUGCGCCAAGAAGUUUAUGUGGAGAGACAGUUUCAUGAGGCAUCGUGGGCACUGCGAAAGGAGGCACAGGGCAGUGGCAGGAGGAGGAGGAACGGGGCAAGGAAUUACGGAAGCCCCAUCUGUGUAA
Molecule: messenger RNA, 267 nt
Organism: Staurois parvus
Lineage: Eukaryota; Metazoa; Chordata; Amphibia; Anura; Ranidae
Source: the annotation of a GenBank genome assembly